Messenger RNA from Passer montanus (Eurasian tree sparrow), 234 nucleotides. RefSeq names its product single-strand selective monofunctional uracil DNA glycosylase-like. The record is from RefSeq and is a predicted model, not a curated record. Gene Ontology annotation, biological process: base-excision repair. The transcript has a single exon. Gene Ontology annotation, molecular function: oxidized pyrimidine nucleobase lesion DNA N-glycosylase activity; single-strand selective uracil DNA N-glycosylase activity. Lineage: Eukaryota; Metazoa; Chordata; Aves; Passeriformes; Passeridae. The annotation marks the transcript as partial.
CGCGAGCACCCCAAGCGCCCGGUGCUGGGGCUGCGCUGCCCGCGGGCCGAGGUCAGCGGCGCCCGCUUCUGGGGGCUGAUCCGCAGCCUGUGCCCGGACCCCCGCGCCUUCUUCCGCCACUGCUUCGUGCACAACCUGUGCCCGCUGCUGUUCCUGGCGGCCUCGGGCCGGAACGUGCCGCCGCCCGAGCUGCGGGCGGCCGAGCGGGAGCGGCUGCUGGCGCCGUGCGGGGCC